Messenger RNA from Zygosaccharomyces rouxii, 1188 nucleotides. It is a transcript of the gene SER1, whose product is annotated as O-phospho-L-serine:2-oxoglutarate transaminase. Gene Ontology annotation, molecular function: O-phospho-L-serine:2-oxoglutarate transaminase activity; pyridoxal phosphate binding. The record is from RefSeq and is a predicted model, not a curated record. Gene Ontology annotation, biological process: L-serine biosynthetic process. Gene Ontology annotation, cellular component: cytoplasm. NCBI's taxonomy places the organism in Eukaryota, Fungi, Ascomycota, Saccharomycetes, Saccharomycetales, Saccharomycetaceae. The transcript has a single exon. Bases 1 to 1188 code for a protein of 395 amino acids.
AUGCCCUUGAAUAGAGAAGAACCAACCCAUUUCGGUGCAGGUCCAGCACAACUACCUACUAGUGUGCUUCAACAAGCUUCAAAGGACUUGAUCAACUUCAAUAAUAUCGGUUUAGGUGUCGGUGAAAUUUCUCACAGAUCCAAGGAUGCUACGAAUGUAAUUGAGAGUGCUAAAUCUCAUUUGAAGGAAUUGAUGAAUAUCCCUGAUACCCAUGAAGUAUUUUUCAUGCAAGGUGGUGGUACUACUGGUUUCUCAUCAGUUGCAACUAACUUAAUCGCUGCUCACUUAGGUAAGACUGGCGAAGUGGCGCCCGGUGGUUACUUGGUUACUGGUUCUUGGUCAAAAAAAUCAUUUGAAGAGGCCAAGAGGUUAUAUGCACCAGCUGAAGUAAUCUUUGACGCCAAGACCUUUAACAAUGGUAAAUACGGAGCUAUUCCAGCAGAAAGUGAGUGGCAAGAUAAGGUGAAGGGCAAAAAAUUCUCUUAUGUGUAUUUAUGUGAGAAUGAAACAGUUCAUGGUGUUGAAUGGCCUCAAAUGCCUAAAUGUAUUACGGAAGAUCCAAAUAUUGAACUGGUUGCUGAUUUGUCAAGUGAUAUCCUUUCGAGAGAGAUUGACGUUUCUCAAUAUGGUGUUAUCAUGGCAGGUGCGCAGAAGAAUAUCGGAUUAGCAGGUUUGACUGUAUACGUCAUUAAGAAGGAGAUUUUAGAAAAUAUUUCAAAGGUGUCAGAGGAGAAAUUACACGAAUUGGGAUUACCUAUUAGCCCAAUUGCAUUCGACUAUCCAACUGUGGUGAAGAACAAUUCCGCCUACAACACUAUUCCAAUUUUCACUCUACAUAUAAUAGACCUUGUGUUCCAACAUUUGUUGAAGAAGGGCGGUGUCGCUGCUCAAGGCGCGGAAAACGAGAAGAAAUGCCAAUUACUAUAUGGUGCAUUGGACGCAAACUCUGGAUUUUACAAUUUACCUGUGGAUCCAUCUUGCAGAUCAAGAAUGAAUGUGGUCUUCACUCUGAAGAAGGAAGGUCUUGAUGAAAAAUUCCUUCAAGAGGCAAGUGCGUUGAAACUAACUGGUCUUAAGGGCCACCGUUCUGUUGGUGGUUUUAGAGCAUCUAUUUACAACGCACUUUCUGUUGAAACCGUGGAAAAAUUAGCCAAUUUCGUCAAGACUUUUGCUCAGCAAAAUGCUUGA